GGCGGCGGAGGCGGCCGCGGCGGAGGCGCGGCGGGAGGAGGAGGAGGAGGAGGAGGAGCGCAGGGCGGCCGAGGAGGCCCUGGAGCGGGGGCGCUCGCGCGCGGAGGCGGCCGGGGCCAGUGCGCGGCCCGAGGGGCCGCCGAAUGCGGGCGCCCGCGGCGCUCGCGCGGCGGCGGGCACGCCGAGGACGAGCGCCAGCGAGCCGAGCUCGAAGGCGGGCUCCCCGAGCCUGGGGGCGCUGGACCAGGUUCUGCUUCGGGCCACCCCGCUGGGGCAGUUGUGCCAGAGCUACGAAAUGGGCUUCACGGACCAGGACCUGCAGAGGAGGCUGGAGCUCCAGUUCGCGAAGGCAGAGGGAGGCACGCCCAAGACGGCCGAGCGCACCCAGGCCGUCUCCCCGAUGAUCUCCCCGAAGCCCGCCCGGGACGGCGUCGCGUUCAAGGACCCGGAGCUGCAGCGGAAGCUGGAGGUGCGCAGGCUCAGGGCGGAGGGAGGUCAGGGGAUGGCCCUGCUCACCCCGACGCUCGUGGCGGCGCCGUGACGCGGCCCCAGAAGGGCGGCACGGCCGCGCCGUCGGCGGCGCGCCGGGAGGAGCCCGGAGGCUCGGCCGCGCCGGCCUCCUCGCCGCGGCACGCGGCGGCGCCCCCCGCAGGGGAGCGCGGCGCGCGCGAUGGGCUCGGCUCGAAGCCACAGCUCGGGGGAGGCGCCGGUGCCGCUCAGCUCCCUCCGCGGCCGGCACAGCUCCAGGCACACCACAUCGCAUUUUCCAGACGUGCGCCCAGGGCGCGGCGGCCGCGGGUCCGGCGGCAGGGCGCGGCGCACGCCCCUCGCGAGCGCAUGCGGCGGGGGCGCCCAGCCGCGUUCGCAGCACGGACAUCACGGCGGGAGGCGUUGGCCCACACGUUCGGCCUCCAUGCAGGGGGCCCUCGCCGGGCCCCGG
Messenger RNA from Prorocentrum cordatum, 940 nucleotides. NCBI's taxonomy places the organism in Eukaryota, Dinophyceae, Prorocentrales, Prorocentraceae. The record is from the annotation of a GenBank genome assembly.